This is a messenger RNA of Tupaia belangeri chinensis (Chinese tree shrew), 723 nucleotides long. Its product is annotated as immunoglobulin iota chain-like. The transcript is spliced from 3 exons. The coding region runs from base 22 to 723 and encodes 233 amino acids. Lineage: Eukaryota; Metazoa; Chordata; Mammalia; Scandentia; Tupaiidae. The record is from RefSeq and is a predicted model, not a curated record.
GGCCUGGGGGCCCUCCCAGCUAUGGGCUCAGAGGCAGAGCUCUGGGGUGUCUCCACCAUGGCCUGGACCCCUCUUCUGCUCCCCCUCCUGACUCUCUGCACAGGCUCUGUGGCCUCCUCUGCCUUGAAUCAGCCACCUUCAGUGUCUGUGGCCCUGGGACAGACAGUCAGGAUCACCUGCCAGGGAGGAGGCUUAGGAAGCUAUUAUUCUCACUGGUACCAGCAGAAGCCAGGCCAGCGCCCUGCACUGUUCAUCUAUGGUGAUAGCAGCCGGGCCUCAGGGGUCCCUGACCGAUUCUCCGGCUCCCGCUCUGGUGGAACGGCCACCCUGACCAUCACUGGGGCCCAGGCUGAAGACGAGGCUGACUAUUUCUGUCAGUCAUGGGACAGCAGUGGUACUAGUGCCACAGUGACACAGGCAGAUGGGGAAGGCUGGGAGCAGGAGGUGACUCUGCAGACGCAGGAGGGUCCGGCCCCCUCUGUACAGGGAGCACCCGCGGCAUUCUUCAGGAUAGAUCUUCUUCUACGCAUGACAGAGAAUCAAUAUAUUACUAAUGAUGGAAAUAACACCAAGUACAUUAGCUACACACAGUACAGUGGACGUAGGAAUCAGAAACACAAACCCCUUCAUAAACUCACAAAUGUUUGCAAAGUUACAAACACAUUACUACACAGCAAAUGGUCCAUUGAGGACAUUAAGUGGAAAUUAGAUAGUGCGGAAUGA